Molecule: messenger RNA, 3407 nt
Organism: Ruditapes philippinarum (Manila clam)
Lineage: Eukaryota; Metazoa; Mollusca; Bivalvia; Venerida; Veneridae
Product: lysosomal alpha-glucosidase-like
Exons: 10
Biological process (GO): carbohydrate metabolic process
Molecular function (GO): alpha-1,4-glucosidase activity
Source: RefSeq, a predicted model, not a curated record
GUGUUGUCAGUGGAAAGUUGUACACUAAGACCAUAUGUGCAUCAGCUAAACAGAAAUUGUCAGUACAUUAUAACCUUCACAAUCUGUAUGGUUUCAUGGAAACCAAGGCAACAUACUAUGCAUUAAAAGAAUUACCAUCUGGGAAGAGGCCUUUCAUCAUUUCUAGGGCAACAUUUGCAGGUCAAGGUCAUUAUGGAGGUCACUGGACUGGAGAUAAUGUGGCAACAUUUCAUGAUUUAUACAGGUCUAUCUCUGCAAUAUUGACGAUGAAUCUAGCUGGUAUACCAAUGGUUGGUGCAGAUAUAUGUGGUUUUAAUGGCAACACUACAUAUGAGUUAUGUCUAAGAUGGUACCAACUUGGAGCAUUUUUUCCAUUUUCUCGCAGUCACAAUAGCGAUACAAUACUGAAAGAUCAGGAUCCUGGGGCAUUUGAUGACUAUUUUGCUACAAGUGUUAGGGAUGUUUAUAUGAUAAGAUAUUCAUUAUUACCUUAUUUAUAUACACUGUUUUAUGAGAGCUACAAGAAUGGAACACCAGUUGCCAGGGCAAUGUUUUAUGAGUUUCCCAGUCAUAAAGACACAUACCAUAUUGAUAGUCAGUUUAUGUGGGGACCAGCUCUCCUGAUUGUUCCAGUGAUAACCAAGAAUUCCAGAAAAGUGGAGGCAUAUUUACCAGCUGAUAGUCUGUGGUACUCUUUUUACUCUGGAUUAAGAUUUAAGGGUAAAGGUGAAAAUAUCACACUAUCUGCACCACUCAACAGUAUAAAUCUUCUUGUAAAAGGGGGAACCAUCAUACCAAUGCAGGAACCAGGUCUUACAACCUCUCAGAGUAUACAGAAUGAGUUUUCUUUGCUUGUGUCACUUGGUUUUAAUGGCACUGCCUGUGGUUCUUUAUACAAAGAUGACGGAGAUUCUCAAAAAUCAUUGGAGGCAGAAAUACAUACAUUCAUCACAUUUCAUGUGUCAAAUAAACGUUUACAGUCCACAAUUGUAAAAGCAAGUUAUUUAUUCAAUACAAUGCUCAAGAACAUAACUAUAUUUGGAAUUGAUGCAGCACCAGAGAAAGUUAUCAUGAAUGGAGCUUCUCAAGUAUUCAGUUAUAAUACGACUUUAAAGGUUUUAAAAGUACCUUCCUUGAAUUCUAAAGUGUUUAUGAUGAAACCAUUUGUAUUAGAUUGGAUGUAACCAGUGUAUCCAAGUGUGUAAUUUGAUUUGAUAAUAAUCAGAGAUCUGUGAUAAACAUUUUAUUUCAUAAUUUUGUUAACAAAAAUUGCUUUGGGGCCAUUCUAUUUCUUCAUAAGAGAAAAAUACUGAAUUACUUGGAAUGAUUGAUUGUUUACUGUUGUAUAUGGUUUAACAUUAAAUAAGGGUUGUUUUAUCAGUUGUGUUAUAUGUAACAAUUUAGCAGCCUUUUUAAAUAAACCAUUUGUGAACAUUUAUUAUUUACUUAUUACAAUAGAAAUACUUGUGUUCAACACAAUGCAUUAUUAAAUUUGCAAAAUUUAUGAAAAUAAUACUUUUAAGCUCAUUAAUUUUGAGAACAGAGGUUAGCAUUUCUGAUUGCCGUCCAUUCUUAGUUGUCUGCAUCAGCCAUGUAGCAAUCCACCGACAUCUUCUUAACCACCAGUAGAUUUUGACCAAACUUCACAAGUGAUGUUUAUUAGGCUCUCUUGGUAAGCAAUCUGGGAUCAUCAUGACCCACUUCUUUCUAUCUUUAUAUUUAACUUGUCAUAAAUUGCAGAUAGCAAGCCAAUGCUCAUACUUUAUAUGUAUACAAUGUAUAUGUUCACUUAUUUUUUUAUAUGAUAUAAGGUGUUUUGAUUGUAUAUAUGAGUGCCUGUGCAAGUGUGUGUCUGUGUGAGUUUACAUUGCUCACAUUGGUGUGUGUAUGAGUGAUUUUGGUCUUUAUAAUGAUCUACAAUUACUGUUAGAUCUGUUUCUUUAUUUGCCUAGAAUUGUUUGUGCCAUAUACAUCUAGCGACUUUUAAUGUGGUUUGAGUGGUUAUUUGUUUUUUUAAUGAUAUAUGAUUAAAUGUUUGUUUAUUCUUAUGGUGCUAGGUUUAUGUUAACUGCAUAUACACACAUAAAAGCACACAUUUUACAGUAUAUAAUUUAACAAGCUAUUUACUUUAGUUGUCGUACCUUUAUUUAUUGUUUAAUCCCCUUCCUCAAAGAGGGGAGCAAAUUAUAGGAAUGGCCUCUGUCUGUCCGUCCGUAACACUUUCAUUUCCGCUCCAUAACUUUUAAUCCCUGAAAUUUUUUUGAAAUAACUAGUCUUGGCAAAGUGAUUAUUAUUAUGAGACGUUGUGCAGAGGGCAAUAAUUGGGUUGCUACCCCCGGGUCAAGGUCACACUUAAAGGUCAAAUGUUAAAAUCUACAUUUAUGUCGGCUCCAUAACAUUAAAUCGCUGAACUUUUUUUUUAAUAACUUGGCACAAGCGAUCACCAUUAUUGGAUGAUGUUCAGAAACAAUAACUUGGUUGUUACACCUAAGGUCAAAAUCACACUUAAAGGUCAAGUGUUAAAAAAAGUCUACAUUUCUUGUCCACCUAAUAACUUUUAAACCACUGGAAAAACUUUGAAAUAACUUAGCACAAAUGAUAACCAGUAUGACACCAUGUGCAGAGUACAACAAUCAUGUCAGUACCUUCAAGGUCCAGGGUACACACAAAACAUCUAUUUUUCAUGUCCACUUUAUAGCUUAUUGAUAAUUCAAAGGUUUUUAAAUUACUUCGCACAAAUGAUUCCAUCAUGUCAAAAUCUGCAGAGGGCAACAUCAAGGCUGCUACCCCAAAGUUACAUCCAUGUUGCUACCCCCAAGGUCAAGGUUAUAUGUUUUUCCAUAAUUGUUUGACUUUAUGGACGAUUUUUAAAAACUUGGCACAAAUAAUUACCAUCAUAAGACUAUGUGCUUAUGAUAUGCAUUGCACAACAUCAAGGUCAUGGUUUGUUAAAGGUCAAGAAGUAUACAUUCAUGUCCACUGAGGAAGGGGAUUUAGCUGUCCUUAAGACUGACUUGCUGAAUUUGAAAAUGCAAUGAUAAAGCAUUUGGUUGAAUAGUGUCUUAAAGGAAGGUAAAAUAGAAGAUUGGGUAUGAUUGAUGUUGAUACAUUUUUUUAUAUUCUAUAUUUCACGUUAGACAUUAGCUCUGUCCUUGAAAACAAAAACAGGUUCUUUUAUUAGCCACAUAAGUGUUUACAUUAACUGUUGUAAGUGGUAUUUAAACCUUCAUGAUUUAAGAGUAUUUAUUCAUGUUUGUAUCUUAAAGUAUCAUAUUCAUACUGGAAUAAUUGUAAUAAGAUCUACUUGUUGAAGUUUUCUGUUGAAUAGAAACUAUUUGAGCUAGGUAUGCAUAUAUUUUUGUAAUACAUGUCUAUUAAAAACAAGCAAUAAACAAACUAUAGAAAUA